AUGGCACUGUCUUCUCUCAAGCUGUGGCGUCUACUGUUGCUGGCCUGCUGUACUCUCCUUCCUGAUAUGGCUCUUGGGAACUUCGUGAAUUUCCUGGGUGGUGAUAAUAAAUGUGAAGGCCAAGUACACUUGCAAUAUCAUGGGCAGUGGAGCCUUAUGUGUGGGGAUGGCCUGGGCGAGCUGGAGGCUUCAGUGAUCUGCAGAGAGCUCGGCUGCGGCUCUGUGAAGACUAUGCUCCGGUACGUUUUGACACCUGAAGAAAUGAAGCAACCUUGGCUGUAUGAUGCCCAGUGCCGUGGUGAGGAAACCACUUUCUCGGAGUGCCUCCUGGGGUCCUGGGGGCCCGUCAAUGGCUGCCAAUGCCAGUGUGUGGCUGUGAUUAUCUGCUCUGGUGGUACCACACGACAAAUGGGGCUGGUUGACGGCAGCAGUCCUUGUGCUGGGAUUGCACAGGUCACUGGGAUUUCCAAUUUUUCCCUGAGAUGUGACUUGCAUGAGAAGGAGGCUGGUGUUGUGUGCAGACAGAUGGAAUGUGGCACUGCUCUGCAAUGGUCCAGAGCCCACCAUGGAACCAACGGGUAUCAUGAGCAGAAGUACCUUACGUGCCAGGGAACAGAGUCUGACAUUUUACAUUGCCUGAUUGAUGUGAACUUCCUAGAGCAAUGUGACCUUCUGACCUACACCCAGAUUGUAUGCACAGGACACAUGGAGACCUGGCUGGUGGGUGGUAAGCACCCCUGUGAGGGUUCCCUGAAGGUUCAGUGAGGACUGACCUGGGGCACCAUCUGCAGGCUGAUCUGGUUUGCUCAUGGAUCGCAUGGUUUUCCAGGAGCUGAUCUGGACAUUGAUGUGGCCAUGACCAGAAUGCUUCACUAA
Rattus rattus (black rat) is the source of this 876-nucleotide messenger RNA. Its product is annotated as scavenger receptor cysteine-rich domain-containing protein SCART1-like. The transcript is spliced from 5 exons. Gene Ontology annotation, cellular component: membrane. Lineage: Eukaryota; Metazoa; Chordata; Mammalia; Rodentia; Muridae. The record is from RefSeq and is a predicted model, not a curated record.